AUGCGUCCACCAACUACUGAUCCAGCUUUGAAAGAUAUCGCCAAUAAACUUGGUUUGACUGUUUGGAGAAUUAAUGUGAGUCAGAAUAAUAGGAUUUUGCAGAGAUCCACUUUUUUCUGACUGAUUUUUAAAUGGGUUUGAGCCCGUUUCAGAAAAUAAAUCCAUCCUAUUUUUUUUUUCAAAUUGAUAUCUGCAGAAGUUCGAGUUGGAACUUGUGCCAGAACUCGAAUAUGGAAUCUUUUACAACGGAGACGCUUACAUUGCUUUGAAUGUAGGUUUUUCCUUCGCUCGGAAAAUCUAAACGACUCGUUUUACAGCAAAAAUAUGAGGGAUAUUGGGACGUUCAUUUUUGGUUAGGCAAAAAUGCAUCAACUGAUGAAAUUGGUGUUGCUGCCAUCAAGACAGUUGAAAUUGAUGAUGUAAGUUGAAUAUCGGAUCCAAAAAAUACACACCCAAAAACAAUUCAGAGCCUUGGAGGUAUCCCAGUUCAACAUCGGGAAGUUCAAGAUCACGAAUCUCCAUUGUUCCUUUCAUAUUUUUCGGAAGGUGUUAGAUAUGUUAGUGGUGGCUAUGAAUCUGGAUAUAAUCAUGUGACUGAAGAUUUCAAAAAUUUCAAGCCUCGACUUUUCCAUUGCAAAGGAAAACGAAAUGUUCGAUGCACUGAAGUUCAAUGCGAUACAUCAGCAUUGAAUUUGGGUGAUGUAUUUAUUCUCGAUUUGGGAAAAGAUAUUUAUGUUUGGAUGCCACCAGAGAGUGGAAGAUUGGAAAGAAUCAAAGGAAUGUCACGCGCAAAGAAUAUUGCGCAUCAUGAGAGACAAGGUGCAUCAAGUGUUCAUAUUCUUGAUGCCGAUGGUUGGAAUUCGGAUCCAAUUUUUUGGAGUUAUUUUGGAGGUCCAAUUGCCGUCAAAUACAUUCAAAAAGCAAAAGAUGACGAUGAAAAUUAUUGGAAACGUUUGAGCGAACAAAUUACUCUUUGGAAAGUCUCCGAUGCCACUGGUGACUUGAAAGUUUCACUUGUAUCGCAAGGUGAAGAUAUCAAGAAAAGUCAAUUGGACUCAAAUGCAAGUUUUAGUUAACAGUUUCACCAGAUUCUUUUUAUUGAGCAAAUUAUAGGAUGCUUUCAUUUUGGAUGCUUUGAACGGUGGAAUCUUUGUAUGGAUCGGCAAAAAUUGUACACUUGACGAGAGAUCAAAGGCAUUGAUUUGGGGUCAAAAUUAUUUGAAACAACAUGUUCGUUUUUUGCACUAUGUCAUAUCUCUUCCCACGUUGUUUUUUUUAACCAUCAAUCAUGAUUUUUCUAGCAUCUUCCAAGUUGGACUCAAGUGACACGUGUCCUCGACACUACUGAAAACACUCAAUUCACCCAAUGGUUCCAUGAUUGGGUUGAUGAUAAGAAGAAGAAUACAUUCGAUCCAUUACUUUUCCAAGUUUCUGAUGAAAGUGGUCUUCUUCGCGUCGAAGAGAUCGCAAAUUUCACACAAGAAGAUUUGGAUGGUGAUGAUGUUAUGAUUCUCGAUGCAUUGAAUUCGAUUUAUGUUUGGGUUGGCGCAAAUGCGAAUCCGAAUGAGAAAAAAGAGGCGUUGAAUACAGCGAAAAGUUAUUUGGAGAAAGAUAAAUUGCCAAGACAUCAAAAAACGACAAUUGAGACAAUUUAUCAAGGACAAGAAGGACCAACAUUCAAAAAGUUCUUCCCAUCGUGGGAUGAUAAACUUUUCAAGAAUGAAGUUCGUACUGUCGAAAACAUGCGUCGCUUGCUUUUUAAUUAA
This is a messenger RNA of Caenorhabditis angaria, 1766 nucleotides long. The record is from the annotation of a GenBank genome assembly. NCBI's taxonomy places the organism in Eukaryota, Metazoa, Nematoda, Chromadorea, Rhabditida, Rhabditidae.